GUGGUCCAAAAUAAUCAUCUGAUAAUUCCCUUGGAGCAGAUGUCAGUGCCAUGGCCACUGACUGGCCUCGACGUGGGCUUUGGCCUGCUUCAUUGCUUGGCGAGCGAAGCAUCGACCACCUGUGACUUGCAAAGUUCUUGCCUUGCAAGCCAUGUUGAUUCUGAACAGCAACAUCCUUCUGAACCCCGUGUUCACUCAAUGCAGGGCUUGGCAUUUGAUCGGCUAGAAAUUACAUGCAGCAGCCGAGCAACGAUCGCUGCUGCUCUUGGCCUUUGCAAUGGCAUCUUUGAGAGCGUCGCUGUUCUGUCAGCUGGCUGUCCGAUGCUGGCAACUGUGCACAAGCCCUUGCCCUUCGACCCCAGCGUUUGGAUCAAAGUCAGGAGCUGUGUCACUUCCAGUCCGCUCUGGCCUCACAUAAAGGCUCCACCUCACCCGAGCACGUUCAGCUGGAUCUUGGAAAUUUAUACAGUGAAGACUUUUUCUGCAAGGGAAACGAUGGCAAAGUUGCCUCAAGGCACAUCGCCUCAGCUUGACGUUCCAGUUCGGCAUCUUGAUCUGCCAGGUGCGGGCGGCCCAAAACUUUGGGUGCUCAGCUUGGAGAACUGUGACUAUGAACUGGCUGCAAGAGCCCUGUGCUGGCCCCCUUCGACAAGACUCCAUGUCGGGCAGCCAUUGCUCUAUACGCACUGUGUGCCAAGUGGAAAAAAAA
Messenger RNA from Cladocopium goreaui, 709 nucleotides. Lineage: Eukaryota; Dinophyceae; Suessiales; Symbiodiniaceae. The record is from the annotation of a GenBank genome assembly.